Labrus mixtus (cuckoo wrasse) is the source of this 4606-nucleotide messenger RNA. RefSeq names its product eukaryotic translation initiation factor 3, subunit 10 (theta) (gene eif3s10). Bases 127 to 3903 code for a protein of 1258 amino acids. Gene Ontology annotation, molecular function: translation initiation factor activity; mRNA binding. Gene Ontology annotation, cellular component: multi-eIF complex; eukaryotic translation initiation factor 3 complex, eIF3m; eukaryotic translation initiation factor 3 complex, eIF3e. The record is from RefSeq and is a predicted model, not a curated record. Gene Ontology annotation, biological process: formation of cytoplasmic translation initiation complex; translation reinitiation. The transcript has 22 exons. NCBI's taxonomy places the organism in Eukaryota, Metazoa, Chordata, Actinopteri, Labriformes, Labridae.
CGAGGUUCUUCCUUUCUCAGCCAGCACCUUUCCAGCGGGUGAGUGCGUGGCGUGGAUGGACUGGUGAAAUUUCUAAAACAUUCACUCAAGCCAGCAGAGUUGGAGUUUUCUUAAAACGCCACCACCAUGCCGGCGUAUUUUCAAAGACCAGAGAAUGCUCUGAAGCGAGCGAACGAGUUUCUCGAGGUUGGCAAAAAGCAGCCAGCCUUGGAUGUUUUGUACGAUGUCAUCAAGAGCAAGAAACAUCGAACAUGGCAGAAGAUCCACGAGCCCAUCAUGCUCAAAUACCUGGAGCUCUGCGUGGAUCUGCGCAAGAGCCACCUGGCCAAGGAGGGUCUCUAUCAGUACAAGAACAUCUGUCAGCAGGUGAAUAUCAAAUCUCUGGAGGAUGUGGUUCGGGCUUACCUUAAGCUGGCGGAGGAGAAGACGGAGACAGCAAAGGGGGAGUCCCAGCAGAUGGUUCUGGACAUUGAGGAUCUGGACAACAUCCAGACUCCUGAGAGUGUGCUUCUGAGUGCUGUGAGUGGAGAGGACACUCAAGAUCGUACUGACCGCCUGCUACUCACCCCCUGGGUCAAGUUCCUUUGGGAGUCAUACCGUCAGUGUCUGGACUUGCUUCGGAAUAACUCAAAAGUGGAGCGCCUGUACCAUGACAUUGCUCAGCAAGCAUUUAAGUUCUGCCUUCAGUACACCCGUAAAGCAGAAUUUCGCAAACUGUGUGACAAUCUGCGAAUGCAUCUGGGUCAGAUCCAGCGCCACCACAAUCAGAGCACUGCCAUCAACCUGAACAACCCUGAAAGCCAGUCUAUGCACCUUGAGACACGCCUGGUGCAGCUGGACAGCGCAAUAAGCAUGGAGCUCUGGCAGGAAGCAUUCAAGGCUGUUGAAGACAUCCAUGGCCUGUUUGCUCUCUCCAAAAAGCCUCCCAAACCCCAGCUCAUGGCCAACUACUACAACAAGGUGUCAACUGUGUUCUGGAAAUCUGGAAAUGCCCUCUUCCAUGCUUGCACCCUCCACAGGCUCUAUCACCUUUCAAGGGAGAUGCGAAAGAAUCUGACCCAAGAGGAGAUGCAAAGGAUGUCAACCAGAGUCCUCCUGGCCACACUGUCUAUUCCAAUUACUCCUGAGCGCACUGACAUUGCCCGGCUGCUGGACAUGGAUGGCAUCAUUGUAGAAAAACAUCGCAGGCUGGCCACACUCCUUGGCCUGCAGUCUCCUCCAACCAGGCAGAGCCUCAUCAAUGACAUGGUGAGAUUUAACUUGCUGCAGUAUAUUGUACCAGAGGUGAAGGAGCUCUACAACUGGCUUGAAGUAGACUUUCAUCCUCUGAAGCUGAGUGGAAGGGUAACCAAGGUGUUAAACUGGGUAAGAGACCAGGCAGAGAAGGAGGCUGAUCUGCAGCAGUAUGUCCCUCAUCUGCAGAGUAAUACUAUCCUGAGGCUUCUGCAACAAGUUGCACAGAUCUAUCAAAGUAUUGAGUUCACCCGUUUGGCCUCCCUGGUUCCAUUUGUGGAUGCCUUCCAGCUUGAGCGCUCCAUUGUGGAUGCUGCCCGCCACUGUGAUCUGCAGGUCCGUAUAGACCACUCCUCUCGAACUCUGAGCUUUGGCUCUGACCUAAACUACUCGACCAAAGAAGAUGCCCCUGUUGGUCCCUUCCUGCAGAACAUGCCCUCAGAGCAAAUAAGGAACCAGCUGACUGCCAUGUCUUCUUCUUUGGCCAAGGCCAUCUAUGUCAUCAAGCCUGCCUCUAUCCUGCAAGAGCGUGAGGAGCAGAACCAGCUGGCCAUCGCUGCCUAUCUGAAAAAUGCCCGUAAAGAUCACCAACGCAUCCUGGCUCGUAGACAAACCAUUGAAGAGCGCAAAGAGCGCCUUGAGAGCCUUAACAUUCAGCGUGAGAAGGAAGAGCUGGAGCAGCGUGAGGCCGAGAUGCAGAAAGUUCGCAAGGCUGAGGAGGAGCGUCUGCGCCAAGAGGCCAAAGAGAGAGAGAAGGAGCGCAUUAUGCAGGAGCAUGAGCAGAUCAAAAAGAAGACAGUGCGCGAACGACUGGAGCAGAUCAAGAAGACUGAACUUGGAGCCAAGGCCUUCAAGGAUAUUGAUAUCGAGGACCUUGAGGAACUGGACCCUGACUUUAUUAUGGCCAAACAAGUGGAGCAGCUGGAGAAGGAGAAGAAAGAACUCCAGGAGCGUCUGAAGAACCAGGAGAAGAAGAUUGACUACUUUGAGAGGGCCAAACGCCUUGAGGAGAUUCCUCUUAUAAAGAAGGCUUAUGAAGAGCAGCGCAUUAAAGACAUGGAACUAUGGGAGCUCCAGGAAGAGGAUAGGAUCAGCAACAUGAAAGUUGAACGAGAGAAAGCUCUGGAGCACAAGAAGCGCAUGUCCAGGAUGAUGGAGGACAAAGAAAGCUUCUUAUCCAAAAUAACUGCUGCCCGUAGCUUUAUUUAUGAGGAAAAACUGAAAACUUUCGAGGAGCGCUUGGUGGAGGAGAGGAAGACGCGUUUGGAAGAAAAGAAAAAGCAGCGCAAAGAGGACAGGCGUAAUGCUUACUACCGCUCGAAAGAGGAGGAGGCACAACGUAUUCAUGAGGAGCAGCUCAAGAAAGAGCGCGAGGAGCGGGAUCGCGUGGAACAAGAGCAGCGAGAGGAGGAGGAGAGAGAGUACCAGGAACGGCUGCGUAAGCUGGAAGAGCAGGAACGGAAGCAGCGUGCUCGUCAGCAGGAGAUUGAGGAACGGGAACGCCGCCGUGAGGAGGAGAGAAAGGUUCCCCCAGAAGAGAAAGCCAAGGAUUGGGGCGAAAAGGAGAAAGAGGAGGGAGGAUGGAGAAAGCGUACAGAAGGAGGUGAUUCAGAAUGGCGUCGUUCUGUUCCUGAAAGUAGGGAAUGGAGACAGGAGGGCCGUGAAGAUGACAAGGAGGAGAAAGAGGUCCCCUUCAAAAGAGGAGCAGAUGCUCCUCGCAGAGGUGCAGAUGAUAGAGGACCCCGGCGUGGCUUUGAGGAUGACAGAGGCCCUCGUCGUGGAGGUGAGGAUGAACGUCCUCUACGCAGAGGAAUCGACGAAGACCGUGCACCUCGCAGAGGCUUUGAUGAUGACCGCGGUCCAAGAAGAGGUGGAGAUGAUGACCGUGGUCCCAGACGUGGAUUUGAUGAGGACCGCGGCCCCAGGCGUGGAUUUGAUGAUGACCGCGGCCCCAGGCGUGGAUUUGAUGAUGACCGCGGCCCCAGACGGGGAUUUGAUGAGGACAGAGGUCCCCGUAGAGGCAUGGAUGACCUGAGGGGUCCCAGGCGUGGGGCUGAUGAUGACUGGGGUUCCAGAAGAGGCGGCGAUGAUGACAGAGGUGGAAGGAGAGGCAUGGAUGAUGGGCCACGUCGUGGUGAGGAUCUCAAACCCUGGAAGCCCCUGGGAAGACCUGGUGGUUGGCGGGAGCGGGAGAAGGCGAGAGAGGAUAGCUGGGGUCCACCCCGUGGUGAAGCUAAUGAGGAAGGAGAUGAUGGUGAAGGAGAGGAGAGACCAAGCGAGCCUCCCAGAGACCGUCCUCCACAAAAAGAGGAGAGUAGCUGGAGGAGAGGUGGUACAGAGGAAGGAAGUGGGUGGAGAGAUUCUCGCAAAGAGGAACCUGAUCGUCAAGACCGUGAAGACCGUCGGGUUGACCGCCGUGAUAGAGACCGCCGGGAUGACCGUGAACAAAGAGCCCCACCAAGAGAACUUCCUGAUGAUGGAGGUUCUUGGCGUCGUGGAGGGGAUGAUAAGCGCGAGGAGCCGGACAGAGCCGAACGUCCCAGAGAGCGGGUGAGGGAACCUGACCGUGAUGCUGAUGGAGAAAAGGGGUGGCGAGGUGGUGACAAAGACAACCCUCGUCGUAUCAAGAACGAAACAGAUGAUGAUGGCUGGACCACUGUCCGUCGCUGAGCCAACAGCCUGUGCAUCCAAUUUGCCUGGUUAAUGAUGGAUGGUUUUUGAAGAGAAAAAAAAAGUAUCUUAUCUUAUCAGCUGGUUAUCCACAGUGGUGAAUUUUUGGCAACAAGCUUCUGACACUCUAAAGUAAAUCCUCAAUUAUUUGUAGAUGGUAGUUUUCCCCCCCUUUCAUCCUUAUUUUGACUUUAAACAUUUUCCAACUAAAGGCUCCUUACCACCUAAGAUAACAUCUACCAAGAACUUGCUCGCAGGCCUUCAAAACCAUCAAUGAAAACAUGACUGCCCCAAUGGUAAUGAGUGUAUCUUCCUUACAUAUUGAAGUAAAACUGGAUUAUCAUAAAGCAAUUUACCUGCUCCAGCUUUCAAUGCAAACUCAGUGUAUCACCAGAUGCCUCAUUUAAAUAAUUAACCUCUGCAUAGAUACAAUCGUAAGGUUCACACUCACAACUCUUGUAAUGGCAAUGACUUGGAAUUUUUCACGUUUUAAUGAUUUCUACUCUUCAUCUAAUGUUCAGAUGCUUCUUAACCUGAUAAAGAACUAGUGGAAUCUACAUUUUGAUGUUCAUGCUUAGAGUAUUCAAUUGAUCCUGCUUAAUAUCCAAUGUGUGGUUCUAUCUUACUGCAGUCAUGGUUAGAAAACCAGCUUGCAUGUGUACAGAUAAAGCCUUUAUUAAUAAAGAUGUUUGCUCACCACCAA